AUGUUUCGACCGAGAAUACAGAUUCGAACUGUCGUACAGACAUCCAAUAAGGCUCGAUAUGCCACGCAGUGGGAUGCAGCUCGAGCUGAAGCCAAGCAGAAGAAUCGAACUACAAUGUUCUACGGGCUGAGUGUCGGCAUAACUCUCGUCGCCCUGUCUUAUGCUUCCGUACCCUUGUAUAAAAUGAUAUGUCAACAAACCGGCUGGUCUGGCCAGCCUGUCAAAGCUCACGAGUCAAACGGAGAUCCUGCCCUACGAUUAAGACCAGUCCAAGACCACCGCCGUUUACGUAUUACCUUCAAUGGCUCGGUUUCCGAUAUCCUGCCCUGGAAAUUCACGCCGCAGCAACGCGAAGUCCGUGUGCUACCGGGUGAAACAGCAUUGGCAUUCUACACUGCCACCAACAAAAGCGAGGCAGACAUUAUCGGGGUGGCUACAUAUUCCGUGACACCUGCGCAAGUGGCGCCAUACUUCAGCAAGAUCCAAUGCUUUUGUUUCGAAGAGCAACGGCUAAACGCCGGCGAGACGGUGGACAUGCCGGUGUUCUUCUUCAUCGAUCCGGAAUUUGUCAAGGAUCCGGCCAUGAAGGGCAUUGACACAAUCACGUUGAGUUAUACAUUUUUCAAGGCGAGAUAUGACAAGAAUGGGGUCUUGACCACCAUCCCCAUGGCCAUGGCGCCGGCAUAG
This is a messenger RNA of Capronia epimyces CBS 606.96, 687 nucleotides long. Its product is annotated as cytochrome c oxidase assembly protein subunit 11. Bases 1 to 687 code for a protein of 228 amino acids. The transcript is spliced from 3 exons. NCBI's taxonomy places the organism in Eukaryota, Fungi, Ascomycota, Eurotiomycetes, Chaetothyriales, Herpotrichiellaceae. The record is from RefSeq and is a predicted model, not a curated record. Gene Ontology annotation, cellular component: mitochondrial inner membrane. Gene Ontology annotation, molecular function: copper ion binding.